AUGGGUUCACUCUCGUUCGACACUUCUUCGGCAUCGGUCUGCAUUGCGCUCGGCGUAGCUGCCUUUGUUUUCUACAAGCUGGCAACCAGACGGCGAUCGCUUCCAUUUCCGCCUGGACCGAAGGGCUGGCCAAUCAUAGGCAAUUUAUACGAUUUCCCGAACCAGGACCAAGCUCGCAAGUUCCGCGCUCUCUCUGAAGCGUAUGGGGACAUCAUGCACUUCAACGUGUUCGGGAUGCACGCCGUCGUGCUCAACAAGCCCGAGCACGCCAAGGCGCUCAUGGAAACCCGCUCAUCGAUCUACUCUGACCGGACAGGAUCCACGAUGUUCGAACUGGUCGGGUGGUACGAAUGGUCGAGCACGAUCUUCCAGUACGGCGCCCAGUGGCGCGCCCACCGACGUAUCAUGCACCAGGCGCUCCUUCCAAGCGCGCUUGAAAAGUUCGAGGACGUGCAGAUGCGAUCGACCGCGACGAUGCUGCGAGACUUGCUCGAGGAUCCAGAUCGCUUCGUGGAGCACAUCACGAUGGCAUUCGCGACAACCGCGAUGCGCAUCGCGUACGGGCUCGACCUCCCAAGCAUGGAGGAGAGUGACAAGAACCGGCACAUCAACGGACUCCGCUCGAUCUUGACGACCGGAACGGAGAUUCUCGUUCCGGGGAAGUACAUCGUGGACUUCUUCCCGCCCUUAAGGCACCUCCCGGACUGGAUGCCUGGCGCCGGGUUCAAGCGCACUGCAGCCGACAUCAAGAAGGAGGUCAAUGCCGUGCUCGUGAAUGUGUAUGAACGUGGGAAGCUUGAGACGGACAAGCAAUCCAUCGUCAACGAAGAAGUCUCAAAGAUCGCUUCUACGACAUUGACUAGAGACGAGUUGGCAGAGGCUGAGAGGAAAAUCUGGGGUGUCACUGGGACGCUGUACACAGCCGGCGCGGAGACCACCGAAUCCGCCGUCGAGGGCCUCUUCCUCGCUCUCGCUAUGCACCCUGACAUCCAAAAGCGCGCCCAAGCCGAGAUCGACGCCGUCGUCGGCCGCCUCCGUCUCCCCACACUCGCCGACCGCCCCUCGCUCCCGUACAUCGAUGCGCUCCUCCGCGAGCUCCUCCGUUGGCACGUCAUCGUCCCGACCGGGAUCCCGCACACGGCGACGCGCGACGACGAGUACGCGGGCUACCGCAUCCCGAAGGGCGCGCUCGUCAUCGCGAACAUCUGGGCGUACACGCGCGACCCGAAGUCUUCCCGGACCCGAGGAGCUCAGGCCCGACGCUUCCUCCGCGACGGCGAGUUCCACGUCGACCCCGCGGCGGACCCGUACGACUGGGUGUUCGGCUUCGGCCGCAGGAUCUGCCCCGGCCGCCACCUCGCGGACCGGACGCUCUUCCUCUCGUUCGCGUCGAUCUUGCACGCGUUCACGGUCACCCCGGGCGUGGACGCCGCGGGGCACCGCGCAAGCUCGAGGCGAGGUUCACGACGAGCGCGAUCACUUGGUGGUCGGCCCCUCGAGUUUGGCUGCGAGAUCAAGCCCCGCUGGGACGGCGCGCCGACUUGA
Molecule: messenger RNA, 1545 nt
Organism: Epithele typhae
Lineage: Eukaryota; Fungi; Basidiomycota; Agaricomycetes; Polyporales; Epitheliaceae
Product: CyP450 monooxygenase
Exons: 10
Coding region: 1-1545 (514 amino acids)
Molecular function (GO): oxidoreductase activity, acting on paired donors, with incorporation or reduction of molecular oxygen; heme binding; monooxygenase activity
Source: RefSeq, a predicted model, not a curated record